Helicoverpa armigera (cotton bollworm) is the source of this 1720-nucleotide messenger RNA. Its product is annotated as cytochrome P450 4V2. The record is from RefSeq and is a predicted model, not a curated record. Gene Ontology annotation, molecular function: heme binding; monooxygenase activity; oxidoreductase activity, acting on paired donors, with incorporation or reduction of molecular oxygen. The transcript is spliced from 11 exons. NCBI's taxonomy places the organism in Eukaryota, Metazoa, Arthropoda, Insecta, Lepidoptera, Noctuidae. The coding region runs from base 28 to 1569 and encodes 513 amino acids.
AAGUAUUAGUCUACACUCAGGCGCAAGAUGCUGAGUUUAAUUUUAAUUAUUGGUGCACUUUGUUUAUUGUUUAUAUUUUUUAUGAGAGCUGAGAACUGGAGAAAUCGUGAAGAACUAUAUAAAACUGGUUUUGAUACAAGGAGUCUUUGGUUGAAACGUCUGUGGCCAAAUAGGAUAGUGCAUCCAUUACCCCCCGCAUUACCGGGCGCGCUGCCCAUCAUUGGACAUCUGCACAAAGCAUUUACCUGGUCUUCUAACCUCUUCAAUUUCUUUAAGAUUUUAAGUGAAGAUUGCGUCAGGCAAGGAGGUGUUACCGUUUUGAAACUCGGACCUGAAAUACAUUAUGCGAUAACAGAUCCUCAAGAUGCCUUGACGGCAGCGAAGUCUUGUCUCCGAAGGCAUUACGUGUUUGAUUUUGUUAAAGUUUGGCAGGGUGAUAGCAUUGGGACAUCGGCAGGAGAAACAUGGACACGUCAUCGCAAGUUACUGAACCCAGCGUUCAGUCUGCCGGUGAUCCACGGCUUCUUAGACGUGUUCAACAGUCAGGCCAAGAAACUGAUCAAUGAAGUAGAGCCUUUCGUCGGUAAAGGCCUAUUUGAUCACAGACGAUAUUUCCUCAACAACAACUUUGAAACGCUCUGUGCUGGAACAUUUGGAAUUGAUGCCAUCAGUGAAAAACAGCACGAACAAUAUCUGCUGUCAGCAUAUAAAUUAAUACGCCUAUUUAAGGAAAAGUUAUUCAAGGUUUGGCUGCAAAUCGACUUCAUUUAUAAGCUAACUGGGUAUAAGAAAAAGGAAGAUCAAUUAGUGAAGAAUUUACAUUCAUUGACGAAAGCAGUUCUGGAACAAAAAAGAAUCACCAAAGAGAAUGAAGUUGAAACAAAUACUACCGGUUUAAAAUACAAAGCUUUCCUAGAUCUGCUGAUAGACCUAUCAGCAGAUGGUGUUUUUACUGAAAAAGAAAUAAGGGAACAAACUGAAAUAAUUCUGACAACCGGUUUUGAAACUACAUCCACACAGUUGACAUUCACUAUGUUACUGCUGGGAGCACAUCCUGAUGUACAAGAGAAACUAUAUCAAGAAUUAUUAGAAGUACUGGGUCCCGAAAGAGACGUAGGAAAGUAUGAUUUGAACAAAUUAGUUUAUACAAACGCAGUUCUCAUGGAGUCUCUAAGAGUUUUUCCAACCAUACCCGUUGUACUAAGAUGUGUGGAUCAGGAUGUGAAACUAAAAAACUACACAAUGAAUGCAGGCAGUUACUGUGUAAUAUUUCCUCUGAUACCGAACAUAUCAGCUAAAGACAAGAAAGGGGAUCAGUUUAGGCCAGAGAGGUGGUUGGAUGAUGAUUCUUGCAGUAGCCAAGACUUUGCUGGGUUCGGCUUGGGAAAACGCGGUUGUAUAGGUAAAACAUAUGCGAUGAUAGAUAUGAAAGUGAAGCUAGCACACUUCAUACGGCGGUACCGCGUGCGAGCUGACAUGAGUCAGCUGCAGCUGUCUGCGGACUUCGUGCUCAACCCUGUGUCGGGACACGAGAUCAGCAUUGAACGAAGACAUUCACCAGCCGCAUGAGGAAUGGAAAUGGUGGAUCUGGUGAUAACUUCACCUAGAAUGUUUAUUGAUGACUUUGUUUCAGGUCAUGAUACAAAUAUUCUUAUGAAAUGUGUUUCUGUUAAUCUUGAGUCGAUUCAAAGAUUAGUACAAUUUAUUAAACGACUUCCCA